UUUAGGUUCAGAGAAAAAUUGAGAGGAAGGUAGAGAUUUCCCAAGUACCUCCUGCCCCACACAUGUAUAGUCCCCCUAUUAUCAACAAUUCUCAGCAUCUGAUGGCAGGGUCUGGGGAAGGGGCGGUAGGCACCAUGUUGGGCCACGAAAGUGGCAAGAAGAAGCCUCUGAAGCAGCCCAAGAAACAGGCCAAGGAAAUGGACAAGGAAGAUAAGGCAUUCAAGCAGAAACAGGAGCAGAAGAAAUUCGAGGAGCUAAAAGCAAAGGUCAUGGUGGGGAAAGGCCCCUUGGCCACAGGCAGAAUUAAGAAAUCUGGCAAAAAGUUAACUGUUUGUUGUGCCUGAGACAAUGAUGAUUCCACUCCUGUUUAAACAUCUGGAUUCCCUGCUAUAACAUCUUUUGCCACCUAUAGCUAGAAUGAAGUGCUGUCUUGGAGCCUAUUGUACAUUUAAAAAUAAACUUUUGUAAAAAAAAAAAAA
This is a messenger RNA of Phacochoerus africanus (Common warthog), 479 nucleotides long. Its product is annotated as translation machinery-associated protein 7-like. The transcript has a single exon. The coding region runs from base 63 to 344 and encodes 93 amino acids. Lineage: Eukaryota; Metazoa; Chordata; Mammalia; Artiodactyla; Suidae. The record is from RefSeq and is a predicted model, not a curated record.